AUGGGCAUCCUUCUACGGCGCGAGACCUGGUCAGUCCAUCCGAUCCAGCCGGAUUUUUGCUACGUCGAUGACUGGGGGAUCGAGCGGUGUGAGACGUCCUGGUCUAGCUGGGGCCGAUGGGUCGCCUUUGCUGUGAUUGUCGCCAUUUCUUUCAUCAUCUUCUUCCUCUUCGCAUGGCUCUCCGCCCGUGCUCGCCGCCGACGAGGCCUGAAUCCUUACCCGGGUACCUCCUGGAUGGCACCUCCGCCGUACAACUCACAUGACUAUUCCAACCCUCCGCCGCAAUACUCGCCCAAUCCUCAUCAGGGCUACUACGCUCCCAACCAGGGCCAGGGAUACUUUGGGGGUCAGCAGACGGGGAUUGAGUUGCAACAGCCACCGAAUGCCUACCAUGCCGGAGACCAGGUCUACCCGCCGCCUCCAGGCCCUCCUCCCUCGAAGACUUUUGCGAAAUAA
Messenger RNA from Rasamsonia emersonii CBS 393.64, 456 nucleotides. RefSeq lists its product as uncharacterized. The transcript has 3 exons. Bases 1 to 456 code for a protein of 151 amino acids. Gene Ontology annotation, cellular component: intracellular membrane-bounded organelle. Lineage: Eukaryota; Fungi; Ascomycota; Eurotiomycetes; Eurotiales; Trichocomaceae. Gene Ontology annotation, biological process: vesicle-mediated transport. The record is from RefSeq and is a predicted model, not a curated record.